AUGGCAAGAAAAAUUCCAGUCAGCGGGCCUUUGAUGCAAGAACGCGCUCUUUCCUUCGCAAGCGAUCUCGGAGUUGACGACUUCAAAGCAUCGAAUGGCUGGUUGGACAGUUUUCGAAAGCGUCACAACGUUGUAUUUAGUAUGACUGGCGAAAGCGGUGACGUGAAUAAUGAAAUUGUCGAACAAUGGAAAGAUAAAUUACCAUCACUACUAGAUGGCUAUGAACCCAGAGACAUUUAUAACAUGGAUGAAACUGGACUUUUCUACCGGGCGACUAUGAAUAAAACUUUAUUUGUGAAAGGCGAACAGUGUCGUGGUGGAAAGAAAUCUAAAGAGAGACUGACAGUCAUGUUAUGUGCAAACAUGGUAGGCGAUAAAGAGAAGCCAUUAGUUAUCGGAAAAUCCACCAAGCCACGCUGCUUUAAAAACAUCAAGUCAAAGAAUUUAUCUGUUGAUUAUUACGCUAAUAAAAAGGCAUGGAUGAACUCGAAAAUAUUUGAAGACUGGCUUUGCAAAUUUGAUCGCAAGAUGAGACGCCAAGGAAGAAAAAUAUUGCUCUUUGCCGAUAAUGCGCCAUCACACCCAACGAUCAACCUCAAGAACAUUAAACUUCAAUUUUUACCAGCCAACACUACGUCUAAAUCACAACUGAUGGAUCAGGGGAUUAUUCAAACUACGAAGCUGAAAUACAGAAAACGUCAGCUCCGUCACAUCGUAUGA
Molecule: messenger RNA, 720 nt
Organism: Saccoglossus kowalevskii
Lineage: Eukaryota; Metazoa; Hemichordata; Enteropneusta; Harrimaniidae
Product: tigger transposable element-derived protein 4-like
Source: RefSeq, a predicted model, not a curated record